AUGGGAAGCGUUGGCGCUGAUGGGGGAGGAUCGACGAAUAACACGCAACCGCUGCGGUUAUCGUUUAAACUGGGUGGAGAAAAGCUGUCGACAUUGUACACGGGACAGGUCUCCUCCCCGUUCUACACGCUGAAAUCUCGUCUUCCCGAUGUCGGCCAUCCAAUCGGAUCGACGGAUCUUCUCGCACACUACGGACUCGCGCAAUCGUAUCAACAUUUCACGGCGCCUGGACGAGUACGUGAACCAUUGGAGACGUUUCUUCCGCAUCUCUACGGCAAUUUUCACUUCACACAAUCGGACGAUUUUAGUUCACUCUUACGUUUGGUUCAAAAGCCGCCGAUCACUGGGAAAGAAAUCGUUCCUGCCGGACCAGUCGAUGAAGCGUAUAGACAUUUGUUCGACCGUCGUCGCGAGGAUCUCCCAUCCGAGAAUGCAAUGCAACGAAUGGAUCGAACACCCGCCGAAAUUCUCGUCUCACAACAACAGUCAUCGAUUAGGGCAAAGGAAAAACGCAAGAAGGAGCACAAGGAGAAGAAAGAAAAGAAGAAAAAGAAGGAGAAAAAGCGGAAACACCAAGAGGAUGGAGAUGGACAAGAGGGGACGGAAUCGAAGGGGGAAGAUGCAUUGACGGAAUUUCAGUCAUUCACGACGAAUUUACUUCGAUUUACUUCUUCACUUCAAGCAAAGAUUGAUUUACCGUUUGCUAUUCUCAUUUUU
Mesorhabditis belari is the source of this 717-nucleotide messenger RNA. Lineage: Eukaryota; Metazoa; Nematoda; Chromadorea; Rhabditida; Rhabditidae. The record is from the annotation of a GenBank genome assembly.